AUUUCAUCACGCAUUACUCGCUCAAGAUUUCUCACAGAGCUCUCCUCUAAAAAUCUCAUCACCCCUUUUCACAAACCGCGUUCGUUUUCGUCUACUUACAGCCUGAGCUAUUCGUCUUCUGGGCUCGACGUGACUUCGAGGGUUUUGGCAGAAAAUAACUGAAAUAUGGCAAAUGGGGCGGCUGUUGCUGAGAGGGCUACCAGUGACAUGCUGAUUGGUCCGGAUUGGGCCAUAAAUAUAGAAUUAUGCGACAUAAUAAACACGGAACCUGGGCAAGCUAAGGACGCAUUGAAGAUAUUGAAGAAAAAAUUGGGGAAUAAAAGUCCUCAAAUACAGCUCCUUGCGCUGUUUGUGCUGGAGACUCUUAGCAAAAAUUGUGGGGAAAAUGUGUUUCAGCAGAUUGCUGAGAGGGACAUAUUACAUGAUAUGGUCAAAAUUGUGAAGAAGAAGCCUGAUUUGAAUGUGAGGGAGAAGAUUCUGGUUUUGAUUGAUUCUUGGCAAGAAGCUUUAGGGGGACCUGGGGAAAAAUUUCCCCAGUAUUAUGCAGCUUACAAUGAAUUGAAGUCUGCUGGGGUCGAUUUUCCACCUCGAGAAGAAAACAGUGUUCCACUUUUCACGCCACCACAAACACAUCCAAUAGUCCACACUACUUCUCCAUAUGAGGAAGCCGCUGUUCAAGCCUCUCUUGAAUCCGAUGUCUCUGGACUUAGCUUGCCAGAGAUUCAAAAUGCUGAUGGGCUUGCGGAUGUUCUGAUGGAAAUGUUAGCUGCCUUGGAUCCAAAUAAUCCUCAGGGUGUGAAGGAUGAGUUCAUUGUCGACAUAGUUGACCAGUGCCGUUUGUACCAAAAGCGUGUCACGGUCCUCGUGAACAAUACCGCAGACGAGGAUCUCUUAUGCCGAGGACUAGCGUUGAACGAUAAUUUGCAGCGGGUUUUAAGUAAGCAUGAUGAUAUUGCAAAGGGAUUAUCAGCAGCUCCUGUUGUAACUAACCGGGAAAAUCGAGCCCCGCCACUUACGAACGUGAAUCAUGAGGAUGAUGAGCAUGAAGACGAUUUUUCCCAACUAGCACGAAGAUCAACAAGGGAUAACACAAUGCAAGGACUCGGUGCAAAGCCGUUAGUCGCAAUCAAUCCCAUCCUUCCGCCUCCACCAUCCUUCAAGAAACCGUUAGAUCCAAACGUGGACUAUCUAAGUGGAGACCUUUAUGAGACCCAACGGCCCGUGACAACUUCCGGGCCUGCAAACACGGCCCAAUUGCCAAACCAAAAGGCCUCCUCUCCCCAAGAUGAUGACUUCAUAAACCCCACUGCAUAUAUGUUUGCUCCCAAAUCGACAUAUGACGAAAAUGCCCCUCCGAGCAAAUCGGCCGACCAAUUGCCCUCGGCCAACCUCCCGCCUCCACCCUCAAGGUACAACCAGAGGCAGCAUUUUUUCGAGCAGCACCAUGGUGGACCCUCCAGCGAGACGGGCUCGAUGUACAACAGCCUAGUGGGCCAGGCCCAAGGCCUGUCGAUCAAGAACCCGCCAGCCUCUGAUAAGAAGGAAAAGCCCGAGGAUGUGCUUUUUAGGGAUUUGGUGGAUUUUGCUAAGGCCAAGUCAUCGUCUCCCAAGCCGAACAGGUCUUUUUGAAGUGUGGAGUUUAAUACGGUUUAAAAGAUUAUCGAUGGAAUCAUCUCAUGACUUUCUGAUAAAAAAAGAAAAGAAAAGAAUUUAUUGGUGUUCGAAGAUCUUCGAGAGAACUAAGGGCUUACUGUAUAUCUUCUGGAUAAUGAAUGUAAAAAUUGAGAUGUUGGUUGUGAUUUUUUUUUUGAGGAGCUUCUUUCUGAGUCUUUGGUUUGGACUGUUUCUUUUCGAAGGGAGUUGAGAAUUGUUUGUUAAUAAUGUAUGUUCUAAAUUAUUGAUUCUUAUAAAUUUCUCUAUUUGGCUCA
Striga asiatica is the source of this 1928-nucleotide messenger RNA. The record is from the annotation of a GenBank genome assembly. NCBI's taxonomy places the organism in Eukaryota, Viridiplantae, Streptophyta, Magnoliopsida, Lamiales, Orobanchaceae.